Molecule: messenger RNA, 468 nt
Organism: Mercurialis annua (annual mercury)
Lineage: Eukaryota; Viridiplantae; Streptophyta; Magnoliopsida; Malpighiales; Euphorbiaceae
Product: F-box/kelch-repeat protein At3g23880-like
Exons: 1
Coding region: 1-468 (155 amino acids)
Molecular function (GO): protein binding
Source: RefSeq, a predicted model, not a curated record
AUGAAUAAUAUUCCGAGUGAGAUAAUGAUAGAAAUCCUUUCAAGACUGCCGGCGAAGUCUGCGGUUAGAUUUAAGUGUGUUUGCAGAUCAUGGCGCUCUCUGCUUAGCCAUUCUGAUUUUGCAAGAAAGCAUUCUACGAAUCACAACAACGGCGACGUUAAUUCUUUCCUUCUUUUUAACGGCGCCUCCUCUUAUCGUCGGGCGGAAUUUUCGUGGUCGAAUGGCAAAAAAGAUGGCGAAAAAUUAUUAGAAUCAGCGACGAUGAGACCGAUCAAUGAUAAGCUGCAUGCUGAAGUGAAAAGCUUCGAGAAGGCUCAGAUCAUGAAUUCUUGUGAUGGCAUCUUAUGCUUGGUUCUUCUUGUGGAACGCACAGUGGUGCUAUGGAAUCCAUGCAUUAAUGAAUAUCUGAGCUUGCCUUUGCCUGAGUCGUCCGAUUUUGAGGACGAUAUACUUUGGAUUCGGUUAUGA